Molecule: messenger RNA, 603 nt
Organism: Polyodon spathula (Mississippi paddlefish)
Lineage: Eukaryota; Metazoa; Chordata; Actinopteri; Acipenseriformes; Polyodontidae
Product: pyrin-like
Exons: 5
Coding region: 90-479 (129 amino acids)
Source: RefSeq, a predicted model, not a curated record
AGUCUGGGUACUUUUCAGUAAUAAAAAAAGAAACAUUUCUCAGCAUUUCUCAACAAGAAGAGGCUGUGCUGUGGUCUUGUUCAGGUAGCAUGAUGGAGGUGCUGCUGAAAGUCUUGGAUGAGCUGCAGGAACUCGAGUUCAGGAGGCUGAAGUAUAAGCUCUCCGAGCUGGCUGUGGACAAGGGCUAUGACCGCAUCCCCCGAGGACCUCUGGAGCUGGCCAGCAAGGAACAGGUAGCCAGCCUACUACUGGAUUACUACCCAGAGGACUACGCUGUGGAGCUGACAGAGCGGGCCCUGAAGGCAAUCAACAAGCGGAGGCUGAGCUGUGACCUCAUGAAGCAUUCUGCUGCAGCUAGAAACACCUAUUUCAUCGUGCAGCCCGCUGAAGCAAUUCGAAACCACAGCUGUCAUCUGUCUUGGGUUUUCAGGACAGUGCUACUGCUCACAACCUGGUAUUUAAGAAACAAGAAAUCGUGAAAUCAACUUGAGGAUAAAGACACUUUUGCACCGUCAUACAAAUGGACCUGCAAGGAUAUUUGAGUCGCAUUUUAUUUUUUUCGUGUGAAAUAAAUUUAAAUACUUAAAAAUAAUGAUCUCUUCU